AUGGCUAUAGAACAUAGCAGAUAUGAAGUUGAUUCCCAGUGUUGUCGCUUCAGUGUUGACCCAGGACUCACUGGCUAUGAGGUCUUGCGGAAUCUCAUUGCACGAGCAUUUGAUCUAAAGGGUGAGUUCCAGACUUGCUACUUGGCUCGUGAUGACAGAUUUCCAGAAGCGUGUUGGGUCCCGAUGCUGUCUGAUUUUGAUUUGGAAAUGGCCUUUGUCAAGUCUUCGGACCCUUACCUUUUAGUAAAAGUGGAAAUCUUAUCCUCAAAUGGCACAUGGGAUGCUGUCACCAACAUGGACAUUCCAAAGCUUUCCUUACCUGAUCUUCCUCGAAAUAAUUAUUCAACUAAGCUCCCAGGAUUGUUUAAAGAAAAGAUGGAAAAGACUCUAUCUAUAGUACAGAAAGCCUUAAAUUGGAAUGAUGAGGCUGGUGAUGAAGCUUCUUGA
Molecule: messenger RNA, 447 nt
Organism: Penaeus vannamei (Pacific white shrimp)
Lineage: Eukaryota; Metazoa; Arthropoda; Malacostraca; Decapoda; Penaeidae
Source: RefSeq, a predicted model, not a curated record